GCCUAUGAUGCCUGACAAUGUAGGCAGCUCAUUGAGUUUUGAUGCGGCUCCACCAUGUGCUUGACGCUGUGUUAGUGAUGGGUGGAGAAAGGACUGCUUGCUGUCCAGUUGGUUCAGUGUGGAUAAGAGUGUGUUGUGUUUGUACAGCUGAGAGCAGAGGGCAUCUACACUACACAGAGAUGGCAGCCCUUCAGUAAGAUGUUGGAAAAGACCCCAACUGAUAAAAAUCACCUUCACAUUCAUCGCACAUUCAAAUUCUCCUGGACUGUUAAAUGCCCUCUCAAUACAAAGGGCUAAAAUGUUUGUGGUCUCCAUGCCAAGAUGUGUACAGAUCUGUGUGUCUUUGGUAAUGGUGUCCCGACUACAAGGCAGGGUUUCAGCUCCAGCACGUCUGGAGGCUCUUGUUGAACAGCCCUUCACGCUGAGCUGUACGCUUGUCAAGGCUAGAGGAGAAUCAGUGCAUCAGAUCCGCUGGCUGGAUGUGCAGAAUCAGACAUUAAUCUCAUAUCAGCCUGGUCAACAAGACAGCGUGAGCGGUCAACAGCAUGUGGAGCUCGCUGCUUCUCCACGAGACGCCAGCGCCAUCACCAUCAAACGUGUGAGCCACAGGGACGAGGGAUGUUACACUUGCAUCUUUGAUAUUCAUCCUAAAGGCUCAAGGGAAGGGCAGACUUGUCUUACUGUUACAGCAACUGUGAUUCCAGAGGGCAAUAAGACUGCGGUGGGUGGAAAACAAAUCACUCUGGCCUGUCGGUACGGCCUGCCAGAGAAAGUCAAGCAGGUUUUGUGGAAGAAGAUUGUGACUAAAGCAGAAUCCCGUGAAGUUGCCUUUUUUGCCAAGCAGAGUGACCCUGUGAUUGAAGAAGAGUUUGUGGAGCGUGUGAGUCUGAGCCCUUCCCUGUCUGAUACACAGCUCACACUAUGGCCAGUCCAAUCAGAAGAUGAGGCCUGCUACAUCUGUGAGUUUCACACAUACCCAGAUGGCAUGAAGAGCGCCACCAGCUGCCUUACUGUGUUUGUCCUGCCUAAACCUCAAGUAAGCUACAAGACCACAUCGCCAGGAGUAAUCGAGGCCAACUGUACAGCCGUGGCCCGACCAAAGGCUGAAAUAGUGUGGAAUGUGGAGGGGAAUGACAGAACCAUCGGUCCGCCUGUUACCACCGAUGUCCAGCAGAGUGACGGGACGACUCUGGUCAUCAGCACCUUGACCAUCCAGGCCGGACUCCUGAAGGAUGUCUCUGUCAAAUGUCUGGUUCAUCAUAAAGGACUGGAGAGGGCCAUUGCUGUUUCCAUGAACACUAAAAUUGGCACAGCUCUCGCCAUCCUGAUCUCUGUGACUACAGUUGCUUUUCUUCUGGUCCUCUGCCUGUGUUUCUGUUUGUGGAAGUGUGUCCUGCGCAAGGAUGAGCCUGAAGAGCACCAGCUACCGAGAAGAGGCCGAGAAAACAGAGAAGCAGACAGCUAAAUAAUCGUUCUGAUUGUGGCAGACUGAAGCUGCAGUUCUCUUUACAAUAUGGACUUGCUGAGACACCCGUGAAGAUCUCUUGUCAUCAAGUUUCCUACAUUUCCUGCCAAAGAAAACCAGUGACACAUCUCUACACGAGGAACGAUGACACAUUUCAAACAAUUUGUAAAUCAAUCACUAAUUUGAAGUUUGCAUUAUAGAGGCCAAUUUAAUUACCAUAAAUCUGUUUUAAUAUUGGCAUCUAUAACUUCUCAGAUUCUGUGGAAAAACUAGCUAUUCACUCAUAUAAAGUGUAAGAAAUGUGCAGAUAUAAUUACUGUAAGUAAUUACAAUGCUAGCACAAAUUUCAGUGUCUUUUGUAAAUAGUAUGGUUCUGUUGUAUCUUUCCUGAUGCUAAUAUUAUGAUCAAAUAUAUUCCUUCGUAGUUUCUUAUAAUAAUGAUUUCACUCUACCCCUUUACUUUUAAUGUUGAAAUUCAGACUGCUGAUGAAAUGAUAUAUGUCCUGUGAGGUAGGCAUGUUGUAAUGGUACAAAAAAAGCUGAUGUUUUUGAUCUGUCUGUCCUUUUGGUUUGUAUUUUGUGACAACUUGUCCUGUUUUAGGUUUGUUUAAAUGUCUUUGGUCAGUGUGCCAUUUGUAUUGCAUUCAGCAAGCUGAUCGGUGGUUUUAGGUUUAAAUGACAUUAGUCACUCAUAAAAUGAGCCACACUAACACCACAGUCACACCAGAGCUUGUUUUAAGCCAAUCAGACCUGCAAAAUGUGACAACACCCUGUCAUUCAUCAGCCAUUGGCCUUAUCCUAAGCUACAUUGAAAAUGAAAAGAAUGAAGAAAAUCUUCUAAAAAUCAGCAUUUUUCUCAGCCUACAAUAUCGUCACCUAUCUGCGUUCUAAAUUAUUUUGAGAUAUUGAGCUUCAGAGUUUUUGCAUUCCAUAUAGCAAGCAAGAUGUGUGUAACAGUUAACAUGACAGAGACCCUAAACUUACUCUAAAUGUGAUUUAUCAAAGUUCUCUUACAUUUGCAAAUUGGAGUGUAAAACCCAUGGUAAAUGCAGAUAGAACCUUCUAAUUCUUAAAAGUCAUUUUCUAUCUGGCAGAUCAUUCAUUAAAGCAUUACUUUUCAAGAAAUACAAUCAAAAAUAUAUAUAAUUUGGUGUUGUAACAAUAUUUUGAUGCUUGAGAAAGUUAACUUUUUGCUUUCUAUAACAUUUAUUUCAUAUUUUAGGAUGAUUUUUUUUCUUGUUCAAAUUAAGCAUACAAGGCUGUGCUAAAGAUUUUGUCCAGUGCAGCCGUUAAUUAGAUCUAAUUAAUAUGUUAAUAUUUAUUAAAUUAUAUGCCUUAUAUGAAUUAUUGAAUUAUAUUUAUUGAAUUAUAUGCCCCAUGAAUUAAAUUAAGUAUUUGCCCAUCAAGGCUUAAUAUUAAAUUUAAAGACUUUAAAAGAAAACAUACAAUGAGCAAAUGAGUUUAAUAAACACUGAAAAAUGUUUUACUGACUAUAUAUACACAAAUAUAAAUAUUUUACAUUUAAUAUAGUAUUUUUUUAAUACUCGUUUCUUUUUCAACAAUGUAAAAUUUAAAAUUUUAUCUCAAGAAAUGCUUCUAAAUCUUUCACAUUUACACACAUCUCAGUUUUAUGUGGUGCGGCAUUAUUUAGCCGACUCUGAUUUUGUGUGAUUUUGUCUUUCUGGUCUUUCCCGCUGUCAGUGGAACAGUCCGGUGAAAUGACAAAGAAAGCUGAUCCUGAUUGGUCCUCAUGCAUGCAUUACAAAUGCUGAUUGGCUCACAGGAAAAACCUUAUAGAGCCAAGCUAGAGGUCAACUUUGUAGAUAAACCGUUUGUGCUUUUUAAUAAAAGGUUUUAAAAUGUAAACAACUCAUACAAAAACAUCACAUCAUGUAAAUAAAAUGUCAAUAAAUAAGAAAAUGUGACGAAAUUUUGACGAAAAUGCCAGAUAGAACCUUACAAUUCUAAGGUGAUGAGAUGUUUAUGUUCAGUUAUUUCACUUUAAAGACAAAGAAAAUAACCUAUUAAUCAUCAAAAAAGUAAAAUCACUAAACCUGUACGCACAGGAGCCUGAGCAAAAUGCUCAUUUUAGAAUAAGAUUUUCACAUUUCAGAGGUUUUUGCAUCUGAACAUUUUAAAUGUACUUUGAUACCACUGAGAGGUCAUGACCAACUUCUCAAAGCAUUCACUACAGCAGUGGAAAUGCAUUAUCUGUAGUCUGAUUUGGGAUGAAAUGGAUUGCAAAUAUUGUAGAUCUGCUGACUUUAUAACUAGAAAAUCAGACAUGCAUGUGCAAGCCUUAUAAUGAUAAAAACUAAUAAAAAAAGAUUGUUGUCUUA
This is a messenger RNA of Danio aesculapii, 3804 nucleotides long. RefSeq lists its product as uncharacterized. The transcript is spliced from 9 exons. The coding region runs from base 299 to 1465 and encodes 388 amino acids. Gene Ontology annotation, molecular function: cell-cell adhesion mediator activity. Lineage: Eukaryota; Metazoa; Chordata; Actinopteri; Cypriniformes; Danionidae. The record is from RefSeq and is a predicted model, not a curated record. Gene Ontology annotation, biological process: regulation of immune response; negative regulation of macrophage activation.